AUGGCUUUAAAGAGGAAGACGGAGAAGCUGCGAGGGAUUAGAUCAGCCGUGAGCGACUCGUACAGAGCUAACCCGGACAGAGCUAACCCGGACAGAGCUAACCCGGACAGAGCUAACCCGGACAGAGCUAACCCGGACAGAGCUAACCCGGACAGAGCUAACCCGGACAGAGCUAACCCGGACAGAGCUAACCCGGACAGAGCUAACCCGGACAGAGCUAACCCGGACAGAGCUAACCCGGACAGAGCUAACCCGGACAGAGCUAACCCGGACAGAUGUGCGGCGCACACGCAGCCACGAUGGGAAACUGAUGUUACAGUCGAUUUCACAAGAGCUUAA
Messenger RNA from Knipowitschia caucasica, 339 nucleotides. The record is from the annotation of a GenBank genome assembly. NCBI's taxonomy places the organism in Eukaryota, Metazoa, Chordata, Actinopteri, Gobiiformes, Gobiidae.